Molecule: messenger RNA, 1964 nt
Organism: Sinocyclocheilus rhinocerous
Lineage: Eukaryota; Metazoa; Chordata; Actinopteri; Cypriniformes; Cyprinidae
Gene: shox2
Product: shox homeobox 2
Exons: 5
Coding region: 78-1031 (317 amino acids)
Biological process (GO): regulation of transcription by RNA polymerase II
Cellular component (GO): nucleus
Molecular function (GO): sequence-specific double-stranded DNA binding; DNA-binding transcription factor activity, RNA polymerase II-specific
Source: RefSeq, a predicted model, not a curated record
AACAAGAGGAAUUGUCAAAGAUCUCGUCACAUCACGUCGCAUUCAGGCCGAUAGAACGAGAACGCUGUUGAUGUCUUAUGGUAGACUGCUGGGGAUCUAAAGAGAAGAUUGAUUUUUUCUUCUUCUUGGGCGCAGUGAUGGAAGAACUUACCGCGUUUGUCUCUAAAUCUUUUGAUCAGAAGGUGAAGGAAAAGAAGGAAGUGAUCACGUACCGGGAGGUGCUGGAGGCCGGCUCGGCGAGGAACAGGGAGAGUCUGUCAGUGGAACCGGUUCGCGAGGAGCUGAGCAGCAUCACGCGGGGCGGCGUGCGCUCAUCGCCGGCCAGAGAAGCGGACAUGCUCGCGUCAGAGAGAACCAGAGACUCGAUCAGCCCCAAACUCACAGACGGUAACACAGAUAUGAAAGAACGCAAAGAGGAUUGUAAGCCGCUGGAGGAUGAGACACAGACUAAAAUCAAGCAGAGAAGGAGUCGGACUAACUUUACCCUUGAGCAGCUGAAUGAGCUGGAGAGACUGUUCGAUGAAACGCACUAUCCAGACGCCUUUAUGAGAGAGGAGCUGAGCCAGAGACUCGGGCUGUCGGAGGCCAGGGUACAGGUUUGGUUUCAGAACCGACGGGCCAAAUGCAGAAAGCAGGAAAAUCAGUUGCAUAAAGGAGUUCUCAUCGGAGCGGCGAGUCAGUUCGAAGCGUGUCGUGUCGCUCCAUAUGUCAACGUGGGAGCUCUGCGCAUGCCAUUCCAGCAGGAUAGUCAUUGCAACGUGCCGCCCUUCUCCUUUCAGGUGCAGGCGCAGCUGCAGCUGGACAGCGCCGUGGCCCACGCGCACCAUCACCUGCACUCGCACCUGGCGGCGCACGCGCCCUACAUGAUGUUUCCCGCCCCGCCGUUCGGUUUGCCCCUGGCGACGCUCGCGGCGGAAUCCGCCUCGGUGGUGGCGGCGGCGGCAGCGGCGGCAAAAAGCACCAACAAAAACUCAAGCAUCGCGGAUCUGAGACUGAAGGCGAAAAAGCACGCGGCGGCUCUGGGGCUGUGACGUCACUGAGCAUCGCACGCGACAGAGAAACGCAUUAUUUAUGUUUCCUCAUGAAGGACACGCGAGAGAAAAAGGAGAGGCUAUUUAUGAGAACACAAACUGUGAAGUGGACAAACUUUACGUGGAUAUUUUCGCGGAUGGAGGGACAACUCCACAAAAUGUUGAACUACGAGAAAAUAAAAAAGUUGAACUUUUGCAGAAGACAAGAAGCUGAAUCUGAAUAUGAUGAUAUAAAGCAGCUGGGACGAUUGUUCGGCUGUUUGUGUGACAACAACGCGAACAUUUCUGCUUUAAUACGUUAUUAGUAAUUAAUGAAAAUAAAGAGGCUGGCCUCGUUUUAUUUGAAACAAAGUUUCUCUGUGGAUAUUUGUGAAAUAUUACAGAAAUCACUUUUGUUGCCAAACAUGAAAACCGCAGUGUUAAACACGGAUAAAACACGAUUUCAGUUCAAGUUUAUGCUCUUUGAGUUCUGAAACAAAAUAAAUGAGCAUUAAACGAAACGAUGAUCGUUCCUUUGCUUAUUAAAGAGUGUAUUGUGAAUAUAAUCCGAUAUCAGGAAAUUAUUCAACGGAGAGUCUCCGUCAGAUGCCCAUAUUAGCACACAUCAGGCUUUUAUUCUCGGUGUAAAAAUCUAAUUCAGGUAACACACUAAUAUUGAUAUGGUACGGGCACGUGUAAAAUACCUAUGUUAAUACCGACAAAAUGAGUUUGGUUGUUUUAUGCUUCAUCAAGGCAUUGUGGGAGCAUAUUCUGGAUUUUCUUUGCUAUUUCUUUUCGUUCUUGUUCCUUCAUCUCUUUCUCAGUGUCUACAACCAUAUGUGAAUCUCUCAAUGUAAUGUUCAUGUUUUAUAAGGGUUAUAAAAGGACAUCGACUGCGGGCACUCAUUUUUAUGAUAUCUAUGAUUUUAUCAUGACUGUGAAACUUGAGCUCAC